Messenger RNA from Drosophila miranda, 477 nucleotides. RefSeq names its product transformer-2 sex-determining protein-like. Gene Ontology annotation, molecular function: RNA binding. NCBI's taxonomy places the organism in Eukaryota, Metazoa, Arthropoda, Insecta, Diptera, Drosophilidae. The transcript has 3 exons. The record is from RefSeq and is a predicted model, not a curated record. The annotation marks the transcript as partial.
AGAUGUAGAUAUCGAGUAACCGGGUAUCGACAUCGAGUAGGCUAUAUUCUGAAUUGUCAUUUGGAAUCCUUCAUUUUAAUUUGUCGUUUCAACGAAAGUGGUUCCUGCUCCUCAAAAAAUUGUGCAAGAAGAAAAACAAUCAACAUGUCUCAUUUGGAAUACUAUGGGAGCAACCGCAGCUCGGGCUUACGUCGCCGUUCGCGCUCGCGUUCUCACUCGCAAUCCCGCUCCAUACCGCCUUCAGGAGCACGCAACCGCUCUAGGCGCCAGUCAAAGGACCGUCAGAUUGGAGGAUCCUCGGAACGUCCCAAGACAAGCCGCUGCAUUGGUGUCUUCGGCUUGAGUACCAAUACUUCCCAGGAGAAGGUGCGCGACCUUUUCAGCAAAUACGGCCCCAUUGAGCGCAUUCAAAUGAUUAUAGAUGCCCAGGUAAGUUCGGUUAAAAGUGCACACCCCCUAAGUUGCCAGACUCCACCA